AAUAUAUUCAUUAAGUUUUUAUCAAAAAUAUAUAUAUCACAAACUUAAGUAUAUUGAUUCGUGGAAUAUUUUGUAAUGCAUUUCUAUAUUAAUACUUCUUCCCAGAUUAGAAAUAAUAUUUAAUUGUUAUUUGUAACCGUGAAGGCUACCUAUAACAUUACCCAAUUAAAAAUCACAAAACAUCGCGUGGUUGGAGUUACAUCAUCUGGGGUUAUCGGUUGGUCAGGGGUACUUAUUCAAGGAUUACUCUCACACAAAAAAUGUGUUAAUCAACUAAAUAACCUCAUAUUAUAUUAAUAUGUAGUCAUUUGUCAAUCAAAUAACAUUUAAAAUAAUUAACCCAUAGAUAAGUAACUCCGGCCACACAAUUACAAAACACUGAAUAAAAAUAGGGUAAGCAUUAAGGAAUAAAGGGAGUACGGACUCAUACUUAAAUUUGCGCCUAACCCAGUGUAACCGUGUCUCAUUAUUCCUCACUAAUCAAGUAAUCACUGUUGUGAUUUGCGGCUUAUGUCCUGUACUAGCUCAAACUUCCUUCUAUGUUCAAAUUCAAUUGCCACAAACUUUUUCUUCAAAUCCCUCUUUCUAUAAACUUCAGAACUUUUUUUUUGACACAAUUUUGAUUAAAUGGUAGUAGGAAUCUGAACCAUUUUAUUACAGAUUUACAGAGUAUGAUCAUACAAUAUCUAAUUCAAUGAUCACACCACUUCGAAUAAUACUGUCCAAAUUCUCAAUACCCCAUCAAACUAUCUCAAACACCAAGCAAUUACAUGGCAUGAUUGCUAAAACCCAUCUUUCUCUUGACCCUUUUUUUGCCACUAAAAUCAUUAGAUACUAUGCUCUCAAUGGUGAUCUUACCUCUGCACACCAACUGUUCGCUGAAAGUCCUCAAAGAAGCAUUUAUCUUUGGAACUCCAUUAUUAGAGCUUAUGCUCAAGUUCAUGACUUUAAGAAUGCAUUUCAUCUUUUUAAUCAGCUGCUUAGGUCUGAAUUAUGUCCUGAUAAUUUUACGUUUGCUUGCAUUUUACGCGCUUGUUAUGAGAAUAAUGAUGUUGAGGGUGUUAGGCUUGUUCAUGGUGGGUUGGUAGUUUCUGGGUUGCAAAUGAAUUCAAUUUGUGGUAGUUCACUUGUGAAUGCUUAUUCAAAGCUUGGGUUUGUUGAUGAUGCUAGUAAAGUGUUUAAUGGUGUAAUUGAUCCUGAUUUGGCUACGUGGAAUUCGCUUAUACAAGGUUAUGGGUAUUGUGGAAUUUGGGAUGAAGGGUUGAAGUUGUUUAAUGCCAUGAGGAAUAUGGGGAUUCAACCGGAUGGAUAUGCGGUUGUAGGUUUGCUUUCGGCUUUGAAUGAGCACAGGUUGUUGCAAAUUGGCCAGGGAAUUCAUGGGUUAUGUGUAAAGAGUGGUUUUCUUUUGAAUGAUCAUGUUGGUAGCUCACUAGUCACCAUGUAUUCUAGAUGUGAGUGCUUGGAUUCGGCGCAGGGAGUCUUGUACAGCUUAUCUAAACCGGAUAUAGUCACUUGGUCCGCAUUGAUUACAGGGCUUGCAAAUUCAGGGGACAUCUAUAGAGCAUUUUUGUUAUUUAGAGAGAGGAAUGUGGAAGGUAUGAAGGCUGAUCCUGUGUUGCUUGCUAGUGUUCUGGCUGCUUCUGUUCGAUUGGGUCAUGUUGGGCCUGGCUGUGAGGUACAUGGUUAUGUUCUUCGACAUGGAUUGGAGAUAGAUAUCAGGGUUGCUUCCGCUCUCAUAGACAUGUAUUCAAAGUGUGGUUUUGUGGACUUGGCCAUUCAGGUUUUGAAUGUCCUUCAUAGGCAAAACAUCAUUAUAUAUAAUGCCGCUAUACUGGGUCUUGGCUCCCAUGGAAAUGCUGAGCAGGCAUUUAGAUUGUUUGAUGAAGCUAUAGAGAAAGGAUUAAUUCCUGAUGAAUCCACAUUUUCUGCUCUUCUUCAUGCUUGCUGUCAAUCUGGUCUUGUCAGAGAAGGGGAGGAAUUUUUCAGCAGAAUGAAGGAUGAAUUUGGUAUUAAACCUAGAAAUGAGCAUUAUGUUCACAUGGUUAAGAUCCUGGGAAUGGCUGGAAAAUUAAAAGAGGCGCAUGAAUUUGUCUUGUGCUUGUCUGAACCAGUUGACGCCGGUGUUUGGGGAGCACUAUUAGCAUGUUGUGAAAUGCAUGGAAAUUUUGCUCUUGCAGAAGUUAUCCUGCAGCAUGUCUCUGAAAAUCAAAUGCAUGAAGGUUCUCACUCAAUUUUGCUCUCCAGAAUCUAUGCAAAUCACGAAAGGUGGGAUGAUGUGGAGAAGUUGAGGGAAGAUACGCGUGAUAGUGGGCAAAAGAAGCUACCUGGGUUCAGCUGGAUAGGAGGAAAGAUCUCUUAGCAAUUUAGCAUGUGGCACCUGAAGGUGAUUACUGUCUGAGAGGAGCUUUAAAGCGAGAACAAGAACAGUGUCCAACUUAUUCCCCAACAGAGUAGACUUUUUCAUACAAGACAAAUGAGAUGAAAGUCCUACUGUAUUAGUUUACAUUUUGACAUGAAAUUCUUAAUUAAAGCAUGCAUGAUAGAACAACUGUUGAAUAGAGGUCAAAUUUGCAAGUGAGAACAUGCAUCUUCAGGCCAGUGAUCAUAGCAUCAGCAAGACAGCAACUGACCAAACGAACAACAAAUAGCUCGACUCAUGAAGGUAAUUAUGUCCGUUCAGUUCUUGAAUGGGGUUCCUAAACUCCAUCGCUCUUGCCAAAGGUGGCUCAUCAUUAGAAGUGAGUUCAUUUAAUUUUCUGACAUGAGAUUUUUCUUGUAAAUUUACCUAUAAACUCAUUACCAUUACCACCAACCAACCAAACAACAGUUAAAGAAAGCACAAAGAAAACUAUUUGGUCACUUGUUUUCCUCAGUGUGGAAAGAUUGAAUGGUCAAAUAUUUUAUCUGCUUUCUCACUGGAAAAAUCCACCUUUUGUGAUCAAAUUCAAAACAACACAUAAUGCAAUAUGAUUAAGUCAACCAUUCUAUAAGAGCAAUCCAUCAUUCAUUAUUUCAUAGUAGGAUUGGUGGAGUAUAUUUGAUAUUUCCUUAUCUUUUGAAGAUGCAAAAGAUACAAGCAAAGUUGGUGGCAUCAGCUCUAGCACUGUUCUUUCUACUGGCCGGCUUUGCACCGGGUUUUUCAUCAGCUGUUGACUUGCAGGAAUCUUUGUGGCUCGUGAAACACUACGAAGCAGGUGUUUCUACAAUGCUUGUCCGUGCUAGUCACAUGGCACGGAGAAGUCUGAGAACAAAGACGCCAAGUUAUCCACCAUCACCAAUCUCCCAGACACGGACAAAUCCCGGGCAGCCGGGCCCAACCUCCUUCACCAUCUCUGAGAAGUUGGUGUGAGUAUUAGCUUUCACAUUGAUGUUUAGCGUGAUGACAAGUUUAUUAUAAAUAAGCAAUGUACGUAUUGUCUCCUUUUCUUGUUGAUUUCGUAUAAUUAAGGUGUGUAUUCUGUUCUUAAACCUGAUCCUGACGCUGAUUUUGUUUAAGGGGCUGCUCAUAGUUGAAUGUACUCUAUGAUUUUCUGAUUUUGUCCGUGCUAUUGAAAAAUCUUGACUU
This is a messenger RNA of Chenopodium quinoa (quinoa), 3565 nucleotides long. Its product is annotated as putative pentatricopeptide repeat-containing protein At1g64310. The transcript has 4 exons. Gene Ontology annotation, molecular function: RNA binding; protein binding. The record is from RefSeq and is a predicted model, not a curated record. Bases 695 to 2359 code for a protein of 554 amino acids. NCBI's taxonomy places the organism in Eukaryota, Viridiplantae, Streptophyta, Magnoliopsida, Caryophyllales, Amaranthaceae. Gene Ontology annotation, biological process: RNA modification.